Messenger RNA from Adineta steineri, 1092 nucleotides. Lineage: Eukaryota; Metazoa; Rotifera; Eurotatoria; Adinetida; Adinetidae. The record is from the annotation of a GenBank genome assembly.
AUGUCGACUAUGCGGAUAUUAUCUGAUAAUUUUAUACAAUCAUUUGUUCGAUGUCUACAAUGGAGACAUUAUUUGUUACUUAAAUCUAUUGCAUUUUUAAUAAUAUUCAUUUCAUUUAUAAUUAUAACACGAAAUCCUUCACGAUCAUUCCUUUCAUCUAAAAAAGAUCAUGUAUCGUUAUCUCCAUUACUUUUACAAAAUCUAAUUAUUAAAAAAUUAAAUAUAACUGAACCAACAUUAGUAAUACCACCGGUACCAACACAAUCAAAUUAUCUUGAUCCAUUUGUAUAUUCUCGAAUUCAAUUUACACAUAAUGAUGAACAACGAACUGAAACAAGUCGAAAAUGGUGUCAAGCUCAAAGUAAAGCUAUUCGUCCACAAGAUCUUGAACCAUUCAAAUGUGCAAAUAUAAAAGAUUUCGAAAAUAGUGAUCAUGUCUUUUGUUUAGAUCCAUUUAUACGUAAUUCUUGUUUAGUUAUGUCUAUUGGAAUGGGUAAUAAUCGACUUGAUGAUGUCUUUAAUAGUCAAUUAUAUGAAUGGGGUGGUUGUCGAUUACUUACAUUUGAUCCUUAUCAUCAACCUAUUCAAACAAAUACAUCAGAUAUAAUGAUAACUUUAAAACCUAAUUGGAUAUUUUAUCGAUUAGGUUUAACAGCAUCAGCUGCUAUUGAUGAUAAUUCAAAUUUAAUGACAAUACGAAAAUUAGCAGAUUAUGUACAUCUUGAUUCACUUUCGCCACGUAUUGAUAUACUUAAAAUUGAUAUAGAUAAUGCAAAUGAAUGGAGUUUAUUAGAUGAUAGCGAUUUUUUUCUUUACAUAUGUCGACAUGUUAAACAAUUAAUAAUAAAAACAAAACCAAUAUAUUCAAAACGAUUUCAACAUUAUCGUAUAUUUACACUUAAAUUAAAUAAAUGUUUUUCAUUAUUACGUCGUCGUUCUCGUCUUUAUCUACUUGGACGACAUAAUCAAUUUGAAAGUGAAUGGUCAUUAACAACAUUUUCAAUAAAUCUUGGUUUAUUUUGUGAUGAAAUUGAUAUGUCGAUGUAUCUGCUUGUUUAUGGUCAUUUAUAUCUUGUUAAUACAAAACUUUAA